AUCAGCUGUGUCCAAUCACAGCUGAUCACAUGUAAACAGGGAAAUGCCAGUUAUCGGCAUUUCUCUGCUCUCGAGCUGUCACGCCGACAGCUCGAGAGGAGAGCCGGGCACUGAUGAUCAGUGUGCCCUGAUGAUCAGUGUAGCCCCAACAGUGCCAGCUGUCAGUGUCCAUCAGUGCCACAUCAAUGCCACAUAUCAGUGCCUACCAGUGCACAUGAAUGCCACAUAUCAGUGCCCAUCUGAACUGCCUUUCAGUGCCACCCAUCAGUGCCAGUCAGUGCCACCUAUCAAUGCCAAUCAGUGCCACCUAUCAGUGCUGCCAAUCAGUGCCACCUAUUUGUGCGCAUCAGUGCCGCCUAUCAGUGCCAUGUAUCAGUGCUGCCUUUCAGUGCCCAUCAGU
Messenger RNA from Staurois parvus, 400 nucleotides. Lineage: Eukaryota; Metazoa; Chordata; Amphibia; Anura; Ranidae. The record is from the annotation of a GenBank genome assembly.